AUGCUUGGCAGAUAUGCGUUGGGAUCGUCGCCGCCGUCGUCGCCGUCGCCGCCGCCAACGCCAACAUCAACAUCGUCGCUGCCGACAUCGACAUCGUCGCCACCGCCGCCGCCGCCAACAUCAUCGCUGCCGACAUCGACAUCAUCGACAUCGUCGCCGCUGCCGACAUCGACAUCAUCGUCAUCGUCAUCAGUGUCGUCGCCGUCGCUGUUAUCACCAUCGUCACAGUUGUUAUCGCUAUCAUCGCUGCUGUGGUUGUCGGCAGCGUGCAUCACGACGAUCCGAAAGUUCGAUCACGAGGUCUUCGCAGCCACCCUAUCCUGUUGGCCGAUCGUUCCACGGUGCUGCCCUGACGACAGCACUCAUCAUCGUCCCUGGGGUCACCUUCCGGCUAGUGACUAGUGAUAAUCUGUUUGUUGCUAGUGAUUAAAUUGAAAGAGUGUCGAAGUGGGAGAGAAGCUGGUUCCUUCGUUGUGUGGUAUACACGUAACGUAACCUAACGGUUUCUACGUUUCUUCUUGUCGCGUGUGUGUUGUGAGUUGUAAUUACGAGCUAGAAAGUUUCAUAUCCUCGAUCCAAUUGGGAAUAUAUAUCAAUUGUGCCGUGAAGCCGAGGAAAAGAUCAGUUAUUUACUUAUUGAUUUCGUGGUGAAACACCGAUCCGGAAGGGAAGCAAGUUCAGUAAAGAGAAAAGAGCUUCUCCUUUACCCGGCGCUCCAGUGUUUUGUGGUAUUCAAUAUCGGUGGUGUGUGUGCCUCUGCCCUGUGUGUGUGUGAGUGUGUGGUGGCAAGAGUGUGCCGUGAUUAACGUCGGUCGAAGUUGUGUGUCGUUGUACAGUACCGCCAAACGAUACCACAACAUCCGAUCCCAAAUGAAGAGUUCGGAGC
This is a messenger RNA of Frieseomelitta varia, 886 nucleotides long. Its product is annotated as putative protein TPRXL. Lineage: Eukaryota; Metazoa; Arthropoda; Insecta; Hymenoptera; Apidae. The record is from RefSeq and is a predicted model, not a curated record. Bases 1 to 402 code for a protein of 133 amino acids. The transcript has 2 exons.